This is a messenger RNA of Raphanus sativus (radish), 996 nucleotides long. RefSeq lists its product as uncharacterized. The coding region runs from base 1 to 996 and encodes 331 amino acids. The transcript has a single exon. The record is from RefSeq and is a predicted model, not a curated record. Lineage: Eukaryota; Viridiplantae; Streptophyta; Magnoliopsida; Brassicales; Brassicaceae.
AUGAUAUGGUUGCUGUUUUUUGCUGCUGACUCAAUCUGGGCGACAUGGUUUAGGGAGGAAAUACUAGAUGGAGAUAUUGAAUCCUUUUGGGUUAUAAAUACUAGACAGAAGCACUCCUGGCUGGUGAAUAAGUUGCUUGAUACUAGGGACAUUGUCUAUCCCUGGAUUAGGAAACAGGUUCACAAUGGAGAAACAACUUACUUCUGGUCCACAAACUGGUCUCCGUAUGGUAAACUUUCUGAUUAUCUCAAAGAUUCAGGUUCUCUACAUUUCCCGGUCGGCAGCAAUGCUACUCUUGCUGAGCUAUGGGAUAAUGGCGACUGGAUCAUCCCUCAUGCUCGCUCCAAUCGCCAACUACAGGUCAUCACCUAUCUCUCUACCCUGUCCCUUACUCUCCACAUCGAUGAAUUUGAAUGGUGGCCGGGGAAUCAGAGGAGCACUAGCUAUUGCACGGGUGCUAUUUACAAACUGCUUCGCCCUUUAGCCCCUCAAGUGCCUUGGCAUAAUGAGGUGUGGUUCUCAGGGGGUAUUCCAAAGCACAUGUUCCUGGUGUGGUUGAUGGUGAGGAACAGAUGCCCAACACGCGACAGGAUUCUGAGUUGGGGACUUCAGACUGAUCCACAAUGCUUGUUUUGCAAUACAGAAAAUGAGUCUAUUGCCCAUUGUUUCUUUGACUGCAGCUUUACUUGGGAAGUUUGGAAGGUAAUUGCAGCAAAGUGUGGUUUCACAUCUACUAGGCAGUGGAUCACUCUUCUCCCCCAGCUCAAAGCCCACACUACAAACAAGGUUCGGAAGACGCUUCUACUCCUCUCCUGGCAAGCAGUAUUGCACACGCUUUGGACAAAAAGAAACCGGAGACUCCACAAUUCUCAGUUCUCCUCAUCUGAUGGACUAAUCAACCAUGCAAAACUAACUAUAAAAAACAGGAUUUCAAGUCUACGGACUGAUAGGCUUAAGUUCUCCUCCUCACUGAUGCAGUUGUGGUUCGUUACCUAG